This is a messenger RNA of Arabis nemorensis, 615 nucleotides long. The record is from the annotation of a GenBank genome assembly. NCBI's taxonomy places the organism in Eukaryota, Viridiplantae, Streptophyta, Magnoliopsida, Brassicales, Brassicaceae.
AUGGACAGUGGUCCACCUGAUUCCGACCCGGUUAACUCGGGUUCAACUACCGGAAAGCGUCCACGUGGACGUCCUCCGGGAUCUAAGAACAAGCCGAAGCCACCGGUGAUUGUGACAAGAGAUAGCCCCAACGUGCUCAGAUCUCACGUUCUUGAAGUCGCUACCGGAGCCGACAUAGUCGAGAGUGUUACCACUUACGCUCGCCGGAGAGGGAGAGGUGUCUCCGUUCUCAGUGGUAACGGCACGGUGUCUAACGUCGCUAUCCGCCAGCCGGCGACGACGAAUCUUGGUACUAAUGGAGGAACUGGAGCUGGAGGUGGAGGUGGUGUUGUGACUUUACAUGGAAGGUUUGAUAUUCUUUCCCUCACUGGUACGGUUCUUCCGCCGCCGGCACCGCCGGGAUCCGGUGGUCUGUCAAUCUUUCUUUCAGGCGGACAAGGUCAGGUGAUCGGAGGAAGCGUGGUGGCUCCACUUGUGGCUUCAGGUCCAGUGAUACUAAUGGCUGCAUCGUUCUCCAACGCAACUUUUGAAAGGCUUCCGAUUGAAGAUGAAUUUUCUGGUGAUCCUCAUUUGCUUGGUUGGGGAGCCGGAGCAGCUACAAGACCAGCUUUUUAG